Messenger RNA from Cylicostephanus goldi, 399 nucleotides. NCBI's taxonomy places the organism in Eukaryota, Metazoa, Nematoda, Chromadorea, Rhabditida, Strongylidae. The record is from the annotation of a GenBank genome assembly.
AUGGACACUUGCCAACAAAUUUCGCAUGUUUUGCAGUGUUACCAGCAGGGCGGUGAAGACGCGGAGUUUGUGCGGAAGGCAAUUGAAAGUCUGGUGAAGAAAUUGAAGGAGAAGCGAGUCGAGCUGGAUGCGUUGAUUACGGCUAUCACAUCAGCUGGAAAGCAACCCACUACUUGCGUGACUAUACAACGUUCUUUGGAUGGUCGUCUGCAAGUAGCCGGACGUAAGGGAGUUCCUCACGUCGUUUAUGCUAGGAUAUGGCGAUGGCCAAAUGUGAACAAAAAUGAACUCGUGAAGCUUUCGAUGUGCACCAUACCAAAUGAACAUCAAGAUUUCAUCUGUAUCAAUCCGUAUCAUUACGAGCGCGUGGUGUCGAAUGGACUAGCUCCGCCUGGUUAG